Messenger RNA from Camarhynchus parvulus, 856 nucleotides. RefSeq names its product troponin I2, fast skeletal type (gene TNNI2). Gene Ontology annotation, biological process: muscle contraction. Lineage: Eukaryota; Metazoa; Chordata; Aves; Passeriformes; Thraupidae. The record is from RefSeq and is a predicted model, not a curated record. The transcript has 8 exons. Gene Ontology annotation, cellular component: troponin complex. Bases 131 to 682 code for a protein of 183 amino acids.
GCUGAGCCACCCGAGAAGCCCUUUUAUACCUCCUUACUCAGGCAGCUGCCUGCGGCUCGUCUGUCCAUCCCGUCCAGCCAGCACGACUCUGAUUUCCUCUAGACUUGGGCUCACAACCAUCUAAACCAAGAUGUCUGAUGAAGAGAAAAAGAGGAGGGCAGCCACUGCCCGUCGGCAGCACCUGAAGAGUGCUAUGCUGCAGCUUGCUGUCACUGAAAUAGAAAAGGAAGCAGCUGCUAAAGAAGUGGAGAAGCAAAACUACCUGGCAGAACAUUGCCCUCCUCUGUCACUCCCAGGAUCCAUGCAGGAACUUCAGGAGCUGUGCAAAAAGCUUCAUGCCAAGAUAGAGUCAGUGGAUGAGGAGAGGUAUGACACAGAGGUGAAGCUACAGAAGACUACAAAGGAGCUGGAAGACUUGAGCCAGAAACUCUUUGACCUGCGUGGCAAGUUCAAGCGGCCGCCGCUGCGCAGGGUGCGCAUGUCGGCUGAUGCCAUGCUGCGCGCCCUGCUGGGCUCCAAGCACAAGGUCUGCAUGGACCUCCGAGCCAACCUGAAGCAAGUGAAGAAGGAGGACACUGAGAAGGAGAAGGAUCUGCGUGAUGUCGGUGACUGGAGGAAGAACAUUGAGGAGAAGUCCGGCAUGGAGGGCAGAAAGAAGAUGUUUGAGGCUGGCGAGUCCUAAGCACCUGUGUCUCCACAGCUGUCCUCCUCUCCCUGCUGUCCCCGCUGCCCUGCUGGGCUCAGGGGCACUGACUGGGUGCCAUUUCUCCCUAGUUUUGCGAAGAGCUGCAUCAUGGCAGCAGUGAUGUAAAUAAAGCUUUGGUGGGAGAGGUGGGUGUUGCCUGCCUGAGUGGCC